CGGGUUGCAAGACGAAGGUCCGUCCCGGCCGUCCGCGUCUCUCGCAGGAAGCGCCGCGCAACCGUCAUUUGUUCUCCGAAACGAAAACACCGGCUCGCGGGACAGGAUUUGCCCCAGAAACAGAGCGCGAGCUGAGGGGGGAGGGCAACUUUGGCCACUGCACCGCCGUGACGGUGCUCCGGGCUGGCCGGACUGACAACACUGCGGAGCAGUCAGUUAACUCGGUUUUAAGUUUAAACCAUGGCUGGACCUGUCAGUCUGGACUUGGAUCCCAUCUUCCUAAAGGGAUUGAGUUACCUGCACUCCAAGAGUAAAGACUCAGCUGAGAAACUCAAAGCUUUGCUAGAUGAGUCCCUUGCAAGAGGAAGUGACUCAUCUUACCGUUCAUCACAGAAAGAUAUAGAGGUGUCCAAGGGGUCCGUGUCAAAACUGAGCUUGAGUAAACAGGACUCCAAAUCCUCUUCAGGUUCCUCAUCCUCCAGCAGCAGCAGUGGCAGUAGCAAAUCCAGCUCCGAAAAAAGCAAGAAAGAGGGAGAGAAGAGACCCUCUGAGAAGGUUAGGGUGGACUUGGGUGAGGUGGACCCUCCGAAAAAGCCUCGUUUAGAGAAACAGGAAAAUCGUUCUUCUCCAAUUACCGUUCAGACGAGCAAAGACCUCCUGCCAAACAUAAACGACUAUGAUGAGACCAACGCUGAUGACUUUGCCAUGGAAAUGGGCCUGGCUUGUGUGGUUUGCAGACAAAUGACGGUUACAAUGGGAAACCAGUUGGUGGAGUGCCAAGAGUGCCAUAAUCUGUACCACCAGGACUGUCACAAGCCCCAGGUGACGGACAAAGAAGUUAAUGACCCACGGCUUGUUUGGUAUUGUGCCCGCUGCACCAGGCAAAUGAAACGUAUGGCCCAGAAACCUCCACAGAAGCCGUCCCCUGCGUCUGCAUCAUCAGCCCCUGUUGUAAAAGACACACUGGUGAAAAAGACAGAGUUUAAAUCCAAACCUGACACAGCCAGCACCUUCCAAGCCUUCAAAAGAACAGAAGUGAAGGCAAACACAACAUCCGCCAAUCCCACCAGUAGCAGCUCCUCCUCCUCCGGCAGUGGUCUUACAGGCUGGGCUGCAUUUGGCGCCAAGACAAGCCCUUCUCUUCCUCCCAGCUCCAAACUGGGAUCCUCAGGCCCAAGUGGAAGCAGCAAGACCUUGACAGCUCCCUCUGGCCAGAAACCUGUCGGGCUGUCUGGGCUAGCUGGAGCCAAGUCAGGAGUUGGGGGUUCAAAGGUACCCAGUGGGGGCAAUGGAAAUGGCUCCAGCCAAGUGCCUCUGAAACCUCCUCCACCCCUGACCCUGGGUAAGCAGCCACUGAACCGUUCAUCUAGUGCUGAAAACCAAGGGAAAGGCUCUGCUUCGUCAGGGGCCGGCUCCCCGAGCAGCUCCCAGGCGAGUGCAGGAGGGAAUGGAGGCAAUAAUGGAGGAGGUAAUGGGAACAAUGGGAAUGGGUCAAAGGUUCCACCAGGGGACAAAGCACCUACAUCUCAAGAGUCUCAGCUUAACGCCAUGAAACGGUUGCAACUGGUGAAGAAGAAAGCGGCGCAGAAAAAACUGAAGAAAUGAGUAGAGAGAGAGCGAAACGAAGAGGAGGAGGAGAUCUGAGGGAGUAGAAAAUAAACGCUUAAACAGUGUGAAAUUAGUGCCAGAACAUUAUGUUUGUAUUACCAGAGUAUCUGUACAUGGAUUAACACCAUCCAGUCAAAUACUUGAAUCCUACUUUGUGUAAAUGCUGCUGGACUCUGUGUGCCUCGUUCUGUCCUAACAAAUCCAAACAUCGAAAAAGUGACUUUCACUUUUUUCAACAAAUGUCAUUAAAUAUCCUCUUCUUAUAAACUGGC
This is a messenger RNA of Xiphias gladius (swordfish), 1880 nucleotides long. RefSeq names its product integrator complex subunit 12 (gene ints12). NCBI's taxonomy places the organism in Eukaryota, Metazoa, Chordata, Actinopteri, Istiophoriformes, Xiphiidae. Gene Ontology annotation, biological process: snRNA 3'-end processing. The transcript has 8 exons. The record is from RefSeq and is a predicted model, not a curated record. Gene Ontology annotation, cellular component: integrator complex. Bases 241 to 1605 code for a protein of 454 amino acids.